CCUCUGACCUAAGACGCGCCCUCCCUCGGCGGGGACUCAGUUUCGCGCCCAGGAAUCCCUGGUCCCUCCCCCGAGGCCGGCGGCCCCUCCUCCUGAGCCAUGGUCCCCGCCGGGGGGGCCCCAGACCGUCCCGCGGCGUGCGGAGGGGCAGGGCCCCAGGUCUUGGCGUCCGCGCCGGACGCCGCCGCCACCUCGCAGCGCUCGCCGCCGUCCGGGUUCUCCUCGUGGCCGCGGGCCGCGAACUCCGGGGCGGGCAGGUCGCCGCUCCGCCAGCUCCGGGGGCGCAGGAUGGCGGCCGGCGCGUUCCUGGAGGCCGGCCUGGCCCGGGUGCUCUUCUACCCGACGCUGCUGUACACCGUGUUUCUCGAGAAGAUGCCGGGCCGCGCGCACCGCGACUGGUACCACCGCAUCGACGCCACCGUGCUGCUGGGCGCGCUGCCGCUGCGGAGCAUGACGCGCCGGCUGGUCCAGGACGAGAACGUGCGCGGGGUGAUCACCAUGAACGAGGAGUAUGAGACGAGGUUCCUGUGCAACUCCGCCAAGGAGUGGAAGAAAGUAGGAGUUGAGCAGCUGCGGCUCAGCACAGUAGACAUGACUGGAAUCCCAACCUUGGUUAACCUCCGGAAAGGAGUCCAGUUUGCUCUCAAAUACCAGUCGCUGGGCCAGUCCGUCUACGUGCAUUGUAAGGCUGGGCGCUCCAGAAGUGCCACUAUGGUGGCAGCAUAUCUGAUUCAGGUGCACAAGUGGAGUCCAGAGGAGGCUGUAAGAGCCAUCACCAAGAUCCGGUCACACAUCUACAUCAGACCUGGGCAGUUUGAAGUUCUCAAAGAGUUCCACAAGGAGAUCACUGAAGGGGCAGCAAAGGACGCGGCUCAUCACACCUCACAGACGUGAAGUACGUGGAGAUGUGGAUUCGAAGGAACUCAGGACAACCCUGCUUGCUACAGAAUGAACAGGUUUCACAGGAUCAAGGGGACUUAAGCCCCGACUUGACAUAACAGAAAUGUGCUAAGUAAUGGAUCAUUUGCUCCCUUUGUCUUGUUUCAUUUUCCUGAAAUAACACUGUUGUACGGCUAGAAA
Messenger RNA from Equus caballus (horse), 1080 nucleotides. It is a transcript of the gene PTPMT1, whose product is annotated as protein tyrosine phosphatase mitochondrial 1. The record is from RefSeq and is a predicted model, not a curated record. NCBI's taxonomy places the organism in Eukaryota, Metazoa, Chordata, Mammalia, Perissodactyla, Equidae. Gene Ontology annotation, biological process: protein dephosphorylation. Gene Ontology annotation, cellular component: mitochondrion. Gene Ontology annotation, molecular function: protein tyrosine/serine/threonine phosphatase activity; phosphatidylglycerophosphatase activity; phosphatidylinositol-4,5-bisphosphate 5-phosphatase activity.